Podarcis raffonei (Aeolian wall lizard) is the source of this 2954-nucleotide messenger RNA. It is a transcript of the gene PI15, whose product is annotated as peptidase inhibitor 15. Bases 295 to 1071 code for a protein of 258 amino acids. NCBI's taxonomy places the organism in Eukaryota, Metazoa, Chordata, Lepidosauria, Squamata, Lacertidae. The transcript is spliced from 6 exons. Gene Ontology annotation, cellular component: extracellular region. The record is from RefSeq and is a predicted model, not a curated record.
GAAAGAUUUGCCCUUCGUGGCUCGCACAGACUAACAUAUAAAAGCUGUUAGCAGCUCCUGUAGCCAGCCGCUAGAAAGCUUGCAAAGUUUCUCUCUCCCUCUCCCUCUCUUUCUCUUUGAGGGUUUGUAAUAAGACACACACUUCUUUCCAAGGGUUCACACUAGAGCACAGACAAGAGCUGUUUAACUUGGAAGGACAAUACACUAGGCUUUUUGGUUCUGCAAAGAGAUCUUCUGCUUACCAUUGUGAGUUGAAGUAAAUCUUUGCUCCCCACCCCACCACCAGGGCCCAAAAUGACAGUAAUUUCUGCCAUCAGUGGUACCCUCUUGAUUUCCCUUCUCUGUGAAACAAGUGCAAUAGAGUCACACAACUCCACUGAGCUGUUCUUGUCAGCCAAUAAUUACACGGACGCUGGAGCGGCCUUGAACAUUCCUCCGGAUUCUGCAAGCCCUCCCAAAACCAGGAGGAAACGAUAUAUUUCACAGAAUGACAUGAUUGCCAUUCUGGAUUAUCACAACCAAGUCAGAGGCAAAGUCUUCCCACCAGCAUCUAACAUGGAAUAUAUGGUGUGGGAUGAAAAUCUAGCCAAGUCUGCUGAAGCAUGGGCUGCCACCUGCAUUUGGGACCAUGGCCCUUCAUACUUAAUGAGAUUCUUGGGACAAAAUCUGUCGGUACGGACUGGAAGGUAUCGAUCUAUUCUCCAGCUGGUGAAGCCAUGGUACGAUGAAGUGAAAGACUACGCAUUUCCGUAUCCUCAGGACUGUAAUCCAAGGUGUCCGCUGAGAUGCUAUGGGCCCGUGUGCACACAUUACACCCAGAUGGUUUGGGCCACUUCCAAUCGAAUAGGCUGUGCAAUCCACACAUGCCACAACAUGAAUGUCUGGGGGUCAGUCUGGCGACGAGCUGUUUAUUUGGUAUGCAACUAUGCCCCAAAGGGGAACUGGAUUGGAGAAGCGCCAUAUAAAGUAGGGGUGCCGUGUUCCGCUUGCCCUCCCAGUUAUGGAGGAUCCUGCACUGACAAUCUUUGUUUUCCAGGAGUAACAUCAAACUACUUAUAUUGGUUUAAGUAAAAUAGUGCAGCAUCCCAAUAACUAUUCUGGUCAAAUGAGACUGUAACACAAUAUUGUAUAUUGAACUUUGCACAUAUUGUAUGUAAAUAAUUUUAAUAAUAUUAAUAAUAAAUGUACUUUGUGAAGUAGUUUGAAUAAUUAGAUUUCUGGAUGUGGCAAAAAUCCUCUUCAGCCCUGCUUAAUUGACAGAGUCACCCUUCCAGAUCACUGAUAGGCAGAGAGGAAUAUCAUAUAUUUACAAAGAGAAAGAAAAGGAAGCUAUAGAAAUGGCAAGUAAUGGAGCGAUCCACAAACAAUCUCAACUGGGUUACUUGGAUUUAAGGUAAUUAAAUUCUGCUUCCUUAAAAGUCAUUGGGAAUAUAUUUUCUUAUCUUCAAAAUCUCCACCAUUACAGGGUUGUAGUGACAUGCAAUGUUCUGAGUUCUACAAAUGUCUUCUAGCCAAACUGGCAAAAUAGAAGAUAUGUACAAAUCAAGCAAUUUAAGGAACACAAAUUAACUCUGUAAUAGAACAAAAUCACCUAUGAAUUAUUCUUUUGUGUGUCUGUUAUUCUUUAGAAUGAGAAAAGCAAGUGCAUUUUGGUAAAAUAAUAAUCAUAAUGUUUGUGGGAAAAAAGGGGGGGAGGUCUUCAGAUGAUUUUGUGAGGAAAAAUUUACUUAAACCUUAGCAGUGUAUGUUUUGUACAGGGUUCUUGUUCCAGAAUCUAAGCAGUAUUGAGCAAAUGUUCUAGUUUAUUUCUUUUCUUCAAAGCAUGCGCGUUACUGCAAUUGUGGCCUGGUGCUAUGGACUGAUUUUAUCUGUGAGAGCACAAAUAAUGGAAAACGUUGCUGCAGCAAGUAACAUCCUAGCCAUGUCAAAAGAGGCAGAACUUUCUGGCUAUGCCCUUCUUGACAUACCUUUUCUGACCAGAUGCUCAUACCUGAAGACAUAAAAGUUUCUUUGGGCACUGCAGGGUGGUCCCCUUCCCCCUUGGAUUGGUACUCCCUGUUGACAGAGCAGACCUGAUAGCUGCUGUCGUGCUGAUGCAGGUCCCAGGACCACAUCAAGAUGUUCAGUAACAUUAGAUGGAGCUGUUAGGCUCCUUCAUUCGUGGUAGAAAAUUUGCUGCAUUUGCCUUGUUCAGAUUUGCUGUUCCCUAUGACCAAGUCAGACUCAGUUCAGUACCUUUAUCUUUAACUGGCUCUGUUCUGUUAAACUAGGUAACAGAGUUGUGAGUGAUAGUUGUGGUUGAACCUUUGCAGUCAUAUAUCUGAAUGAAAUGCCAGGCAGAGGAAGCAUAGAUGUAUUUGCUGCAGAUGACCACAGUAACAUGUGGAUGUCUGGAGCUGGGGGCUAGCAGCAUGCAGAUGCUAGAGGUAGGGCCAGGAACACAAUACUGCCCCCCAUAAUUAUGUAAUAUCCCUUUCACAUGUUACUAAAGAGCUAAAGCGUAACUGAUAUUCAUGGGUGCAACAUCAAACUGAUUUUACUCUUGUGAAAUAAGCUGUUGUUCUUUUGUAUGAAUGAUCUCCUCUAGGGAGAGGAUGAGUGUUGAGAAAAAUGCAAAUCCUAUAUAUUUUUAAUAUUUUUUUGGGGGGGAUAAGUAUGACAUUAAAAAUGCAAUACUUUUUUAAAAAACAGUGUUUAUGCUUUCUAAACAGAACUAGUAACUGUAAAUAUAUGAUUCUGUAAUGUAGCAGAAACUAUUACAUACAUACAUUACAUUAACUGUUAUUCUUCUACAUUGUAUGAAUAAGCUGGUUCUGUGGAAUAGCUGUCUUUCAACAGUUCAAGUAACAAAAGUUUUCUAUUAUCAAAGAGGUGCAUAAGCUUUUUCACAGUCUACAACAAUGGUGCUAAGAAUGGGCGAAAGUCUGGCUGCAUUGAAAGCAAUGACUUAUUUU